This is a messenger RNA of Talaromyces stipitatus ATCC 10500, 1023 nucleotides long. Its product is annotated as zinc metalloproteinase, putative. Lineage: Eukaryota; Fungi; Ascomycota; Eurotiomycetes; Eurotiales; Trichocomaceae. The coding region runs from base 1 to 1023 and encodes 340 amino acids. Gene Ontology annotation, molecular function: proteasome binding. The record is from RefSeq and is a predicted model, not a curated record. The transcript has 2 exons.
AUGUCAGAUCACGACAAGUCAUCAACAAUAAACAUUACAAUCCACCACCAUGGAUCACCAUACACAUUCACCUUGCCAGCCACAGCGACCCUCAACGACCUUGCGACGAGCAUCUCCUCAUCUCUAGACCUCCAAAUCCCCAUCGAAAACCAAAAACUUUUAAUUGCACCCGGAAAACUGGGCUUACAAAAGCCCCCUUUUGAAAAUACAGUACCUCUCCUCGAAUAUUUACCUCUCUCCUCACCAAAACUCAAGAUUACUCUUCUCGGCGCAAAACCAGCGGAUAUAGAUUCUAUGAAUGAAACUGCACGGGCACAAGCACGUCGUCAACCGCAUCCGCCGAUUACGCGCCGACCACCGGGUGGUUUACAUACGAUAUCCUCCCCGUCAUCAUCAUCAUACACAUUCGGCCGCUGCGAACCACUUUCAUACCUUCCAAACCCGGAACGCAGUCUAAAAUUUCUAGAACGACUCCGCGACGACCCGGGCAUAAAAUUCGCCAUGGCAAAACAUCGUUUCUACGUCCCCUUACUCACGGAAAUGAAUCCGGCAGAACAUACAACACACGAAUCACGCACAUUAGGUCUAAACCGAAAUAAAGGCGAAGUCAUCGAACUACGCCUACGCACAGACGCCUACGACGGAUACAGAGAUUAUCGCACAAUCCGCAAAACGCUUUGUCAUGAAUUGGCGCAUUGCGUACAUAGUGAACACGAUCGUCAAUUUUGGGAUUUGACGAAACAGAUUGAACAAGAAGUUGAGCGGGGGGAUUGGACGAGGGGGGGUCAUAAGUUGUCGGAUCAGGAGUUUUAUAAUCCGCAGGAUUGGGAGAGUGAAGGGCAGAGGAGUGGUGAGGAAUGGGUUGAUCAUGGUGGGUGGACAGGGGGUGAAUAUGUUUUGGGAGGAGGGGAUACGGGUUCGUCGGCGUUGAGUAGGAGGGAGAUUAUGGCUAGGGCUGCAGAGGAUAGGUUGAAGAGGGAGCAGCAGAGAGGGAGGGGGUCUAAUACUGAAGGAGAGACUUGA